AAUUUUACAUACAGCAGGCUAACUUCUAGCGAGCUAGCUAUGUGUAGGUUAAGAAGGGGAAAAAAUGGCGUGUAUAUAACGUGUUGUGCGCGAAUGGUGGUCCUUGGCAAAGGCCUAGUGCCUGACUGCCCCCUAGCCAGGGAUACAGUGAAGACCUCAACGGUGGAGCAGGCGGAAGAUGGUAAAUGUAAGAACCACCACAACGGCUGUGAUGGCGAAAGAAGGCACUCCCACAUCUGGGAAAUAACAACCCAUGACUUCGACGGUGGAACAGCCGGAGGAUGAUUGCUAAACCUAUGGAGCGUCACAACGGCUGGGAUGGCUGAUGAAGGCUGCAGGAGAAAAGGGUCCACAGUCGUCUUGGACUCCAUGCCACUGGACCCUGACCCGGAUCCGUCAAGGAUCGUGUGGUGACUGUCUGUGUAUAAAGUGAUACCCUUUAUACACAAUACUUUACCCAUACUCGCUUCGAGUGACUGCCGAUGAUGAUGAUGGUGUGUGUGUGCAUAUGUGUGUAUGUGCGCGUCGGAAGUAAAAAGCAACCUUUGAACCACCAUGUCCCAUGUGCUUGAUGGUUUUAAUGUGUUGUGAAAUGAUUAACCAGUCAGUUGCGGAGUUGCCCAAUAUAUGGAGUGAAAGAGGAAGCAUCGAGUCAGCAGCAAGAAACACGGAAGACAACCUGUUGAUUCAAGUGUCAGCUCAAUAAAUUGACUACAUGGAUGAAAAGCAAGUGGCUCGUGCCAUCAAGCUGAACGAUGGUUCCAAAAUGCCCCUUUUAGGUUUACGGACAUGGAAGCCCUCCCAUCGUCCCUGGACGUCGGUCCAGUACGCAGUAGAGGCUGCCAUUGCUGCUGGGUACCGCCACAUCGACACGGCCUGCUGCUAUGGUAACCAAGUGGACAUUGGCAAGGCUCUGCACUCAAAGAUGCAGCAGGGCAUCAUCAGACGCCAAGACAUGUUCAUUGUCAGCAAGUGUACUUGUUGUGCGCUUGAAGACAUCCCAAAGUGCUUUAAUACAUCACUGACAGAACUGCAACUGGACUACUUGGACCUGUUUCUGCUGCAGUGCAAUACUGGACUCAAAAAAACAAGUGAUGAUUUCUUCAGGAAUGAAGGAACGAUUUUUACUUCUGAUGUCGACUACGUGGAGUUAUGGAGGUCUGGGAUUUCUGUCCAUCAGUCUUGCAUUCUGCUUCAUGCCACAUUUCUAUCACAAACCUCCACGCCUUGCCACGCUGCUAAACAUUUGGACCACGCCACCACAAACACCCACAGCUCAAGCCUGACAGAAAAAUCCCAGCAAAAGGGCUUCCUCGCAAAUGAUGUGGAAGAAAUACUCCUCACGGAAGCGGACAAGCAGGAGAUGUUCCUUCGGCUCGUCGCAGACGCUCAGCCAUGGGCGCACGAGGACGAAGAGGAGUUGAGCGAGGAAGAGCUUCCUCCCGGCGCGGUGGAAGCAUGGAGCCAACUUCUGGCGAAAGUGGCGGAUGCAGAGGACCGCUUCCGCCCCCACUCACGGGCCAUCCGGAUGUCCUCCCCAGCACCUGGCUCAUCGCGCAGUCACGACACACCCCCUGGGACGCGAGCGCCCCGGCGGUGGCCCGGAGCAGCGCACAGACACGCGCAGAAGAGGGGCAGGACUUAUCCCUCAACGCUGACUGACAGGCUCGCCCCGUGCGACUUUUUCUCCCCUCCCAAGGCACACAUUUUUUUUCCUGCAGAUAAUCAAAAUAAGUCCAAAGUUCAUGCCACGCCCCCCAGGACUCAAGCCCCCCCCCAAGCCACAAGAAUGUUUUUCAAAAAAUCAAACCAAGACAAAUAAAAGCAAAGGACAAUUUAGAGAAUUUAAAGGGGAAGAUUCUGCCCUCCUCCUUACCGCCCUCCGCCCUCCCCAAAACACUGUUCCAGCUCAUGGUCAGAGUGUCUGGGAGUCACUCCUUGAGGGGGGGGCUGGGGCUGGGAGUUUGUUGGUUGAUUCUGCCCAGUGCAUUGCCAAGCCACAGCGACCAGCAAGUUCCCCACUUCCAUUUUUUCAACCUGCCAAGCCACAGCGGCCAACACGGCCACCUCCACCAGUCCUUCGGCCUGCUAAGCCGCAGCUUCCAGCGAGGCCACCUGCGUCAAGUCCAAGACAAAGUCCACGUCCAGCUCCAAGACCGAGUCCACGUCAAAGUCCAAGUCCGAUGCUAGCACCAAGACCAAGUCCGAUGCUAGCACCAAGUCCAAGGCUAGCACCACGACCUGCUCCACGGCUAGCACCGCGACCAAGUCCAAGGCUAGCGCCACGACCUGCUCCACGUCAAAGUCCUCGUCCACGGCUGGUACCAGUGCCAGCUCCACGUACCCAAGCGCCGCCAGCGUCAGCUCCACGUUGUCGCCUAGCGCCGCCAGCGCCUGCUCCACGUCGCCAAGCGCCGCCAGUGCCGCCAGUCCACGUCGACAGCCAAGUCCACGUCGGCCACGGAUGUGGUUGCUACGUGGUCGUCCGCCACGCCCUCCUCGUCGGCCACAGUUGUGGCCGCUACGUGGUCGUCCGCCUCGGUCCUCCACGCGUCGCCGCCACCUGACCUUGCCCCGUUGGAUACGGGGACACGUGGUUUGGCGAUCCACCGCCAUGUCCCCCUCCCGCCCUCCCAUGACUCUCGAUCAUAGUUUUUUGUUUUUUGUUUUUGGACAUCUGGGAGCUGUCUUUAACGGGGGGGCUCUGUCACACCUAUGGAUCUUGUUUUGUCUUGUUAUGUUUUUGAUUUUGGACAAUCAGUCACGUUUUGCACUUCCUGGUUUUGUUUCCAUGCCAACCUCAUUAUUUUUAUCCUAGUCACGCCCCUGCCCUCAGUCCCGCACCUGUUCCUAAUUAUCACAGCCACUACUUAAAUCAUUUUCUUUCUGUCCAUCAGUCUGGGAUUUCUGUCCAUCAGUCUUGCAUUCUGCUUCAUGCCACAUUUCUAUCACAAACCUCCACGCCUUGCCACGCUGCUAAACAUUUGGACCACGCCACGUAGGAUCCAUGUAUUCUUUCGCCUAAGUGCUGUUUUUUUUGGUUUAUUGUUAGCAUCUUUUGUUCAUUUAUAGAUAGCCAUGCCAUUUUGCUGUUUUUGUUAACGUUUUAGCAUAUAUUAUCCGCCAUCGAGCGUGCUUUUUGUUUUGCCUUUUGUAUUUAAAUAAAUAAAAAAAAUGUACUUACA
This is a messenger RNA of Nerophis ophidion (straightnose pipefish), 3185 nucleotides long. RefSeq lists its product as uncharacterized. The coding region runs from base 716 to 1822 and encodes 368 amino acids. The record is from RefSeq and is a predicted model, not a curated record. The transcript has 7 exons. Gene Ontology annotation, cellular component: cytosol. NCBI's taxonomy places the organism in Eukaryota, Metazoa, Chordata, Actinopteri, Syngnathiformes, Syngnathidae. Gene Ontology annotation, molecular function: aldose reductase (NADPH) activity.